Messenger RNA from Onychostoma macrolepis, 6029 nucleotides. RefSeq names its product membrane-spanning 4-domains subfamily A member 15-like. Lineage: Eukaryota; Metazoa; Chordata; Actinopteri; Cypriniformes; Cyprinidae. The coding region runs from base 49 to 1050 and encodes 333 amino acids. The record is from RefSeq and is a predicted model, not a curated record. Gene Ontology annotation, cellular component: membrane. The transcript is spliced from 9 exons.
CUCAGAGUGCGUGUUUGCUGCAAAACAACUGUGAACUUAUGAAGGACGAUGGUGUCUGUUAAAGAUCUACUCGUGGACUCACUGAAGGAACUGGUAGAAGCUGAUCUGAAGGAGUUUAAGUGGCACUUAGAGAAUGAUCAUGGGUGUAUAACAAAGAGUGAAAUGGAGAAUGCAGGUAGGUUAAAAACAGUGGAUAAGAUGGUGGCCUGUUUUGGACCAGAAAAAGCUGUGAAGACCGCAGUCUGCAUCCUGAAGAAGAUACAGCAGAACCAUCUGGCUGAGGAGUUGGAAAACAAAUACAAACAAACUCAGGAUCAGGGCAAUAUGAAGACAUCUGCUCCUGUUGCAGCCGAUUCAAACAUGGGGUCAAAUUCAGAUCCUGAAACGAGAAUGUUGACUGCCGUACCCAUGAAUUCUUUUGCAAUCCAGCUGCAACCACCAAUAAAAACAACACCAGCUGGGACUGGGUCAAAUGCUCCUGUGCCUGUAUACGGCGAACCGAUAGCAGGACUUUCACGUCUUCAUGGAUUUCGCAUAUUUCUAAAAGGCCAACCAAAGGCCCUUGGGACUGUCCAGAUAAUGAUUGGACUGAUGACUCUCCUGCUUGGCAUUGUGUCUACAGUUUAUGGAGGAUCCAACUUUGUCUUUAUUGGUAUUCCUUACUGGGGAUCUACCAUCUACAUUAUUGCAGGCUCACUCUGCAUCGCUGCAGAAAACAGCAAACUUAAUUCACCUUCCAGCUUUUGUUUGGUAGCCAGUUCACUUGGAGCGAACAUUUUCAGUGCUUUAACUGCAGGCGCUGCCCUUGUUUUAAUUUCACUGGAUUUGGCUCUAGGAUCCUUCAAGACUUAUCAACAAUUAAACCAUUACCACGACUAUUGUGGAUAUAGAGAUGUUACGGGACAGCAUGAGAUUCUCUUCAAGGGAAUCAGUGGUGUGUUGCUGUUAUUCACCUUCCUUCAGUUUAUCAUCUCCAUCCGUCUGUUAGCAUUUGCUUGUAAAGUCUCAUGUUGCUGUUGUCCUCCUCAGAUACCGGAUACCUCAAUAUAGUAAUUGUGAAUAAAUAUUAAUUAUUAAAAAAAAAAAAAUAGGUGGGCAAAGUUUGGUCCUGUAGCUGUGUGUGAUGGGACUUUCGUGGGACACUUUUGUGGGACCCAAUGAUUUCAAAAGGAAAGGAAAGGACAUGAUGUGUGACCAAGUAUGGUGUCCCAUACUCAGAACUUGUGCUCUGCAUAUAACUCAACCAAGUGUGCACACACACACACACACACACACACACACACACUUACCGUGAGCACACACCUGGAGCAGUGGGCAGCCAUAUUGCUGCGGUGCCCGGGGAGCAGUUGGGGGUUCGGUUCUUGCUCAAGGGUCUCACCUCAGUCGUGGUAUUCAGGGUGGAGAGAGUGCUGGUUAUUCAUUCCCCCCACCUACAAUUUGUGCCGGACCUGAGACUCGAACCCGCAACCUUCGGGUUACAAGUCCGACUCUCUGUCUAUUAGGGCAUGACUGCCCCCUGUCCAUUAUAUUUAAUGUCCUUUCAUCGCUUUAUCAGACAAUAAUUAAUAAUUUUAAUGACGUGUAAACAAAAACUAUUCAAGACUAGAUGCUAUUUCAUCAUUUUCUUUCUUUAGUUUCAAGAAAGUUGCAUAAUCAUCAGUGAAACUGAAUAGAUUGUUUUGAACAACUGCAAUAGCUUAAUACCAUAUAAUCUGUGAAAAUAAAGUAUACAGAAGGAAAAAAUUGCUUAUGUCUUAAUUAAAACAGAAAAAAAAUGGUGUUUCUUCAAGAGUGAUGGAACUGUAUCAUGCACUCCUCAAAACAGCCUUACUUUUACAUAUAUAUAUAGCAUAGAUAUAAAACGGGAUUAUGUUUCUAAUAAAGCGAGCACCAUCAGCUUGCUUGGGGAUGCAGUGAGUGUAAAAUGCUGGCUCAGCCCACAGCUGCACUCUGGUGCAAGGUGUAGUUUUUAUUUCUGUCAGGACCACUGUCGUCAAAAUGAUAGAUACUUAGCAUACAGUUUGGUUUGGCGGUAUGGUUCUGUUCUGUGCAAAAACUCCCUGCCCAUCCAUGCAGCCUGUCCUGAAUGAGCAGAGAGAGCAGCAAUAAUAACCCCCCUAGGGUAAACAGAACAGAACAAGCAGAUAUCAUUAAUGUACUUAAUGAUAUUUAAGUCUGAUUCAGCAAGGAAUAUCAGAAAGACAAGUCCUGACUGUGCAAAAGGAGGAGUUGGGGAUGGAGGAGGGUGAUUUGCUCCUGAGCAAGCGGAAAAAGCUGCUGAAUAAUACUGAAUAGAGCUUAUAUAGGUAUGCCGCGAUAGGUGUCGUAUUCUUAUAGGUAGAUGUGAUCAGCUGAGAAUCAGCUGAUGCAAGCUUGACUCACGUGACCUGCCAGAACUAACGCUAACCAUACCUGUCAACACUCGUACCUGUCUCCCGUAUUUCGCACCCAUCUCCCGCCCCCUCCCGUAAUUUGUAUGGCCCAAAUCUUGUUAUAUGUAUAAUCACAUCAAUAUUUUAUUCCAAGGUUGUACAGUUGCCAGAUCUUGUAUGAAACGCAUCACCUCACACAAUCGACACAAUACACACAUUUCAAACCAUUUGUGACCUCAACCUGGCAACCUACAACCCAGUUGCGCUGUAGAUUUCUGCGCAAGUAGUAUACGUGGGAAGUUGAAUCUACCGUCAGUGGUAGAAAUGGAAGGAGAAGAGUCAAGUGGUGCUCCGGCGAAGAAAAAAAAAUAUUUGUGUAAAUUUAACAACAGCUGGACGGAAGAAUUUAAUUUCUUGUCUCGAAGCCAUGUAAACAACGCAUAAGUGUGUCGCACUAAUUUUAAUAUCGGACACGGUGGGAAAAACAACAUAUCUCUGCAUAUUAAAUCACAGCGGCACAUUCGUGCAGCCGAGGCACAGAAGGGCAACACAUACUAUAAAUGUUAAUGUUAUGUACAAUGUUACAAUGUAAUGUAAUGUCAUUUGUUCCAUGGUGUUUAACUGCUGUGCAGUGUUUCUGUUUAAUAAUAAUAAUACAAAAAAAAAAAAAAUAUAUAUAUAUAUAUAUAUAUAUAUAGAACAGUUCUAAUAUUUAUUUAUUAAUUAAACAUUAACUAUUCUUUUUAUUUUUAUUAAUUAUUUAUGUACUUGUGUUAAUUUAUAGUGCCAGAAACCUACAAUCCAACAGUGAAUAUAUAUUGUUCAAAAGUGCACAAAAACCAAAGUACCAAAGAAACGAACAAAUGUGAAAAUAAAAGGGGAAAAGAAACUCUAAACACACACACAUAUACAUAUAUUGUUUCCACAGUAUAUCAUUGUUAGAAGUUUGCUCAAGGCACCACAGUUGCACUCUUACAUCAACAUUGUUAAAGGGGUCAUAUAAUGGUACAUGCACUUUUACAAGUUGAUUGUACUGAAAUGUGUGUUAGCAGUGCCUGUACACAACCAUCAUAAAAUGAUAAAAAUCCAUCCAGUGUUUUUUUAAUCUCCUUAUUUGUUUUACCCUGUCUCAAAUCAAGCCGUUCGACCGUGUGACGCCCACGGUCGGACGCCUCCCACGAUGGUUGAUUGACAGCAGUGUUUCAACACAGACCCGCCCUUGCUCGUGAGCGAGCUGUCAAUCAUAGUCCGCGCGUCAUUGUUGAUAUACGCUGGAGCUGUCUAUGAGCAGAAUGGCGUCUAGCGAUUGUGGUGUUCUGUUCUCGGGUGCAAUAAUGAACACAGCAGUCAUUUUGAUGUUCCUAAGUCCGAACCGCUGAAGACACAGUGGCUGAGUUUCGCUUUUGAAGGGAAUAUUCCCCACGAGCAACGUCAAUGUUUUCAUGUUUGCGCGAAUCAUUUUUCACCAGACUGCUUUAUAAAUGAAGGUCAGUAUAAAGCUGGUUUUGCUAAGAAGCUGCUCCUGAAAAAAGAAUCGGUACCAACUAUUCGUGUUCCUGCUGAACCUCCAGAAGAAGUGAGUGUAACGUUUAAUUAACCUUUAUAUUAAUCUUUGCAAAUCGCUAGCACGCUUCACGAUGUAUGUGGCUAAUGUUUACAUUCAGGGUACAUGCAUGUUUUCUAUUUACGACGUUCUCAAUAUACUUAAUAAUCCCACGUUUAUAAUGAACAAAACGUUAUGGUUGUGUUAUUACAAACUGUGUACGCAGGUAUUAAAGUUAACAUUAUAACACUACACUAAGCUUACUUUUGUAGAUGGUUUAUAACGGUGUCUGUUAAGAAGUAAUGAAAAAAAUUUAAAUAAAUAAAAAACAGUUAUAACUGCAUGAAAAUGAAUGGUAACACAAUACCUGCAAAAUACUGUUUACAUCCUGCAAAUGCAUAUGAUCCAAGACUAUAAAUACUCUAAUUGAUGUUUUUCAAUAUUAUGCCAGAAUAAGUUAUGUUAUCUGAUCACAUAUUUACUUUUGUAUAGGCAAGCACAUCUUACCCUCAACUGUUGUCAAGGCAACACUCCACGUGUGUUGUGUCAAAAACGCCCCACAGAACAGAGGGGCGGGGCGAGCAAAGCUCAUUAGCAUUUAAAAACACACGCACUAAAACGGUGUGCUGAAAACAGCUGUUUUUGAGCAGGUAAAAUGAGUGUUUUCUUACAAUACUAAUGAGAAUUUUUAAUUAAAGUAUAUUACAAACUUUCAAUUUAGACCCUAAAGAAUCAUAUUAGCUUGUACAAAAAUGGCAUUAUAUGACCCCUUUAACAAGCAAAUAAUCAAUGUCACUAUCCCUCUUGAACCAAAAACUUUUAUAGUACAUUUCUUUUCUAGUAAUCCAAAAUUGAGAAGAAGAGAAUAUAUAUUUAUCGAUAUGUGCAUUUUACAAGCUAAACGACUUAUAGCGCUUCAUUGGAAAAAGUUGUAGAGGUGGCUUAAGGAAAUGGCAAUGAAUAUGUCACUGGAGAACAUUUUUUUAGAAAAAGAAACCAAUGGGGAUAUAACAGAAGAUAUGUAGGAGAAAAAUGUUGGAAAUGUUUUGUAAUAGGAGGCCUUUAUUUAAUUUUAUUGUAUAGUUUGAUUAUUUUUAUUUAUGUGUAUAUAUGUAUUUGUGUUUAUAUGGGUACUUGUGUAUAUGUAGGUGUAUAUUGUUUUUUUUGUAACCUGUUGACUGUUGCAUUUGAAUGCAUAAAUUUGUGUUUUUGUUACUUUUUGUUAUGUAGAGUUAAAAGCAAUAAAGAUAUAUAUAUAUAUAUAAAAACAUUGUUAACAAGCUGUGAUUUGGACUCUAGCCUCCCCUUUUAUAUACCAGACUUCUUUUAGGUAAGGAUUCUGUGCACAAUUCCAAGUACUCCAUAUACUUAUAUACACCUAUACUUGUAAGGCUGUCUCAACAGAUAAAACAAAAAGAAAAAAGAAAGAAAUGAGGAGGGGGUUGGGAAGAAAAAAAAUACAUGGAGCUCAAUUGAAUAUCGCACCAGUUUUGUGAUCAGCUGUUAUGUGGUGUGUCAGGAUCCUCCCCUGACAGUGGUGUCUGUCUUGUCUCUGUUCAAUGUUUCUUUGUUUGUUUUGUGGGUGAGCACAUGGCUCCGUCUCUGUUUGUGUUGGCCACGUGCUCCUCUUGUCCCACCUCCAGUUACCACGCCCCCUUGUUUAGUCCUUGUUUGCUUGAUUGUGUUCACCUGGGGUCAGUUCUUCUUACCUCGCUUAAUACAUCUGAUACGAUUUGAAAGAUUCCAGAUCUUCUAAUCGUGAUAACUGAUCUCUGACUAAUUUGGUUCUUCAAACAAAUUUGCAGACUUUAUUAAAAUAUCUGGAUUAAGUUGUCUAAGUUUAUCAGGGGCGCUUUAAGAUAACCAGAGGCCCCUGGGCUACAGCAUUACGGUAGGCCCCCACCCCAGAAAACCUUUUUUUUUUUUUUACUGUUAUUAAUGUCAAAUUUGGAUUUUUUUUUUUUCUUGUUAAUAACAUUCGCAUUCAACAUUCACAACACUGUUCUGCGUAAAAUGUAAAUAUAAGUGAAUAUGCAAAUUCACUCUUUGCCACAAGGUGGCGCUUAGGAACAGCAGAAUAUAGCCGUUACAUAACACUACGUUAUUACAGGCUU